CAGAUGCAUAUGGAUGCAAUCUGUCCCUUCAUUACAUAUUAUAUACAUGCAUUUCCAACAAUCCUUCCAGAUGCGACCAAAUCUAUCCAGCUAUUAACCUUUUCCGUCUGUGCGUAAAUGCAUUGCGCGCCAUGUGUCUGCCAUUUUAAACUUUACAUCAAUGGGACUAUUUUUUGCCACAUCCUGGAUCAGAGUGAGUGCGAUACCGCCAUCAAUGACAUGCCUUGCCCACGCGCUGCAUCCUUGUCCAUUCGCGCUGGCUCCAGCAAUUGUGCCUAGUGUUCUGGUUGCGUGGAAACUAAAAGACUGCACUGUCGAAGCAUUUCCAGUGGCGGGUGGUGUUUGCCAGAGCGGCUCUCAGCACAAGUUUAACGAACUGCAAGAGGACCUGAUGGAAGCGAACCAAGAUAUUGACCGAACCUCCUUUCGCGUGGCGCUCUGAUCUGCUGGACCAUUUCAUUGCUGGGCAAUUGCUGAGAAACGCACCAUGAAAAGGAGAGGGAAAGCGGCAAAUACGUGAGUGCUCAACAGCUACUGGGGAGGUUGAUGUGGACUUCACCUCCUGCGCCCAGGUGGUCCUUCCUGGAGCAUGCCCAUAUCCAGCGAUGUCCCUACUUGCAGACUGGUUACUGCGCCACUCAGUGGUCAUGUGUUUGCUGCUGCACAGCCUGGUGCUAAUGACCUUCUGCUUCCACCAUGCUGCCACCAGUUGCUCCAAGAGCUGCUACUGCUCUGAGAGCGAUAGCGGCGGGAAGACAGUGCGCUGCAGCAACCUGCAGCUCACAGAUAUCCCCCAGGAUAUCCCCAAUGACACACAACGCAUCUACCUGGACUUCAACCUCUUCACUACAGUCCCAACAAAUGCUUUUGCAGGUUUGCCCUACCUGGUUGAACUGGAUCUAUCCCACAAUGAACUAAGCCAGUUAGAACCAGGUGCAUUCAGAGGCCUGGGCUCCACACUACAGUUCCUAGACCUUUCUUCUAACAAGUUAGUCAACUUUACCCCUGAGGCCUUCGAGGGCCUGCGGUCUCGCGCCAACCUAACAAACAAUCCCUGGCAUUGUGACUGCAACUUGCAGAUGGCCAUGCCCCGUGUGGACCUGGAGCCUGCGUCGCUGACGGGCAUUGUGUGCCAGACUUCAGAUCCAAAGGAAAUAGGAGUUGAAGGACUUGCCUUCCUGUUGGCUCCAGACAUAGACCUAUGUGUGGUGAUGAAGAGGACCACAGAUGUGGCCAUGCUGGUUGUCAUGUUCGGCUGGUUCACCAUGGUCAUCUCCUACCUGGUCUACUAUGUCAGGGCUAAUCAGGAGGACGCCCGCAGACACCUGGAGUAUCUUAAGUCGUUGCCCAGCAAACAGGGCAAGUCAGAGGAGUCCUCCACCAUUAGUACUGUGGUAUAGGGCUGAGGGAGCUAAACGUGGGACUUGAAGUGGUAGCCCACACCAAAUAGGAUGGAGCUACAA
Messenger RNA from Perca flavescens (yellow perch), 1463 nucleotides. RefSeq names its product leucine rich repeat containing 3Ca (gene lrrc3ca). The record is from RefSeq and is a predicted model, not a curated record. Gene Ontology annotation, molecular function: protein binding. The coding region runs from base 606 to 1400 and encodes 264 amino acids. Gene Ontology annotation, cellular component: plasma membrane. The transcript has 2 exons. NCBI's taxonomy places the organism in Eukaryota, Metazoa, Chordata, Actinopteri, Perciformes, Percidae.